UUUGAAACCUAAAAGAAUAAAACCCUCUCUUUCUCUCUCCUUAUCUCUCUCUCCCUCCCUCCCUCUCUCGGGCUCAGCCUUUGUGCCUCUCCCGAGAUCUGAUUGCCAAUCUGCCAUAGCUGAACCGUGUACAGAGAACCGAUUGCAUUGUUCGAAUCCGUACACAUAUCAGAAAAUCUUUUCUUUUGCUUAGAAGUGUUGAAAUCUCUAUGCCCAACUGAGUUUAAGCUCUGAACUCAUGGUGAGAGAGAAGACUGUCGAGUCCUUCUACACCAGGCUCCGCGAAUCGGCAACGGCGGCGUCUCAAUCUCAAUCUCCUCUUCUCAUAUUCCCAUCGACUUCGGAUGUGGAUUCUCUCUGUGCCCUCAAAAUCAUCUUCCAUGUCCUCGAAUCCGAUUCAGUCCGAUACGCCUGCUAUCCGGUCUCGUCGUUUCAAGAGAUUCACAAGUACGCAGGGCCCGAUCUGUGUUCUUCGUCCGAAAACCCAGUUUCAAUUCUCUUAAUCAAUUGGGGUUGCCACAGGGAUCUGAGGAAGCUCCUCAAUUUGGGGCCCAGGGCUCGUGUUUUUGUGGUUGAUAGUCACCGUCCGAUUCAUUUGCAUAACCUGAGUGAUCAGAACGAUCGCGUGGUUGUGCUCUAUACUUUGGAUGAUGAGAGGCAGACAGAUUUGGCAUAUGAUAUUGAGGAUGUUUCGGCUUUGGCUAAUGCCAGUGAUUUGAAUAGUGAUGACGAGCUGGAUCCCGAAUCGGACAGCGACAGUGAUGAAGAUGAGAAUGAUGACAGCCAAAGUGAGGAAGAAGAGGAAAAUGGAGAAGGGUCGAGAAAGAGAAGAAAGGUGUCUCAGGAAAAUGACCCAGUCAAGAUUUUUAGGGAACUGAAGAGGAAAUAUUAUCAUUUGGGUACUUUUCAUGGUAAGCCUUCAGGGUGUUUGAUGUAUGAUCUGUCACAUUCUUUGAGGAAGAACACAAAUGAGUUGCUUUGGUUGGCUUGUGUUUCGAUAACAGAUCAGUUUUUGCACGAGAGGUUAACAGAUGAGAGGUACCAAGCUGGGGUGAUGGAGCUUGAGCAGUAUAUUAAUAGUUCCGGGAAUUUGGAGGCAGUGACUACUGUGACUCUCAAAGAUGGGACGAAGAUUCGUGCACCCCAGUCGUCUAGAAUUACAUAUGAAGAUGAACCUAGACUAAUGCUGUUGCAGGAAUGGAAUUUAUUCGAUUCCAUGCUUUGCUCUUCGUACAUUGCAACUAAAUUGAAGACAUGGAGUGACAAUGGGAUGAAGAAGCUUAAACUUCUUCUUGCAAGGAUGGGAUUUUCGCUUGUGGAUUGCCAGCAGAAGUACAAGUACAUGGAUAAGGAAGUGAAACAGCUGAUGAAAGAGGAGUUCGAGCGGUUUUUACCCGAAUAUGGACUUACAGAUUUCUACUACAGGAGCUUUCUGCGGCUUCAUGGUUACAGAUCAAAGGUAUCUGCAGCAGAUGUGGUGUAUGGAGUUACAGCUCUGCUUGAAUCGUAUGUGACAUCAAAUGGUUCUUGUGCUUCCAAGGAGUUUGGGAUGGCUUAUGAUGCAUUGUCAUUGAGCAAUCUUGAUAAACUGAAAGCCGGAAUGCAACAAGCAAUUAAGAUACAGAGGGCAAUUCUUAGACAAGGAAGCAUGGCAAUAACCAAGAGAGGCUGUAUAAGAAGUGGAAGGAAAUUUAGGUGGGUGAAACUUGACGAUUCUUUAGACGCAAAAUUGUUGGGGUACCCUCAGGCAUUGACUAAAUUCUGCUAUUUCCUGAUGGAUGGUCUGAGAGAGAAGGGGGCUAGAAUGAAACCUCUGGUUUGUGCUUGCUUGGUACAAGAGCCGAAAAAGGUAUUGAUAGUUGGGGUUUGUGGGAAACCUCGACUCGGGGCAGUUCAAGGAAACGCAUUUGGAAUGGCAUUUAGAAAUGCAGCUCAGGAGAUUGGUGCAGAGUUCUUCCAUGAGUUGUUUGAGUCUUCAUGGAUUGUUCUGGAGGCGGCUAAAAUGAAUAGCUUUAUGGUGAGAUUGACAGAAGCUGUGAUGUAGAACUUUGUAAGAACAUAUCUAACUCAACCCUUUUUUGCUACUUUGGCAAAGGUUUGUGUCAUGUUUGAUCUGUAUCAAGAGAAAUGUAAUUGUCUUUUUUCUUUCUUUCUUUGAA
Molecule: messenger RNA, 2159 nt
Organism: Prunus avium (sweet cherry)
Lineage: Eukaryota; Viridiplantae; Streptophyta; Magnoliopsida; Rosales; Rosaceae
Gene: CDC45
Product: cell division cycle 45
Biological process (GO): mitotic DNA replication preinitiation complex assembly; DNA replication initiation; double-strand break repair via break-induced replication
Cellular component (GO): DNA replication preinitiation complex
Molecular function (GO): DNA replication origin binding; single-stranded DNA binding; chromatin binding
Source: RefSeq, a predicted model, not a curated record